CAGAUGAUCAUCGUGAUUCGCCAUGCGCAGAGCGAAGGGAACAAGAACCGCGACAUUCACCAGAUGAUCCCAGAUCACCGUGUCAAGUUGACUGAUGAGGGCUGGAAACAGGCAGAGGAAGCAGGCCGACGACUACGAGGAAUGCUCAAACCAGACGACACGAUCCAAUUCUUCACCUCUCCUUAUCGCCGUACCCGCGAGACCACCGAAGGCAUCCUUUCAUCCUUGACCUCCGAAACCGAAGAAGACGGUCCUUCACCAUUUCCCCGCCACACCAUCAAGGUUUUUGAAGAGCCGCGAUUAAGAGAACAAGACUUUGGAAACUUCCAGCCAUGCAGUGCAGAGAUGGAACGCAUGUGGCAAGAGCGCGCCGACUAUGGUCAUUUCUUCUACCGCAUUCCCAAUGGUGAGAGUGCUGCCGAUGCCUACGAUCGUGUCAGUGGCUUCAACGAGAGCCUGUGGCGCAACUUCAGUGAAGAAGAUUUUCCCUCAGUCUGCGUGCUCGUCACCCAUGGCCUGAUGACAAGAGUCUUCCUGAUGAAGUGGUAUCACUGGUCCGUUGAGUACUUUGAAGAUCUCCGCAACGUCAACCAUUGCGAGUUCGUCAUCAUGCAGAAGAAUCCCGACAGCGGCAAGUACGUUCUACAGAACCAGAUGCGCACAUGGUCAGAGUAUAAGAGACGGGCCAUACCACAACAGAACCAACAAGUCACUGCCUCCCAAGUCGCAUCCCCAGUCAUACCCGCUCGCAAAUGGGGUGGCUGCGUAGGCGGUUGCACACAUCAACACUCAAAAUAUCCUCGUCGC
Molecule: messenger RNA, 807 nt
Organism: Aureobasidium melanogenum CBS 110374
Lineage: Eukaryota; Fungi; Ascomycota; Dothideomycetes; Dothideales; Saccotheciaceae
Product: phosphoglycerate mutase-like protein
Exons: 2
Molecular function (GO): phosphatase activity
Source: RefSeq, a predicted model, not a curated record